ACCCUCACUCUCUCUCUCUCCUCACCCUUUUCCACCACCUCCACCACCCCUAAAUCUCUCGAUGGUGUUCGCAUCCCUCUUUCGUUGCAUGUACAUGUCUCGUUCAUAGGCAACACCACGCGAGCACGCGUUCGUUGUUUGCAUCAUAGGGUAAUAUUUACGAAUCGAAUGAAACGCGGUAUGAAUAGUGAAAAUUGUUCUUACCGCGGUGCGGGAUGAAGUGGGAAACGUGAAUGAUAGAAGCAGUGAUCUUGUCGAGGUAAUAGCCGGAUUCGUUGAUCGAUGGUGUUGACGGUAAAUUAAUCUGUGACAGGCGAAUUGACGAGAUGAGAAAUUUAAAACUGAAUCCGAUUCCUCGAGUUCGUUUUCCCUUCAUGUUACCCGCGGCAGGGCAGCGAUGAACAAUUUUUCGAUCCGACAAUCGAGGCUUUGGAAGAGGCUUGAAAUUAUUUCUGGUAUAACAACGAAAUGGAAUAAAAAUGAACAACCGUAAUAUCACGAUUACAAUAAAAAUUACAGCGUCGAGUGAUUUUCCACGUACUACGGCAUGUUACUCCAGUGUAGACGGCAUUGAACGAACGUUGUGGUGAAUAGAAACGGACGUCGAGAAGUGAGAUUUUUUCCAGUUUUUAUUUCUAUUGCGACACAUGCUCCGAACGAUUGUUGGGUAAAACAAACGUGAAAAAAUAGCGAGUAGCAGUCUCGGGACCGUGGAAAAGGAAUAGGAGUACUUGACGUUGUUCUGUGAAAGCGAAGAGUGAACGACAGUUUCUUGAAUAAUGCAUCGUUAGUGAUUUUAUUUUUAGUUCGGUCUUUUAUUUAUUUAUUUUUUAUUACUCAUUAUACGUUUCAUCUACCUCCGGUAAAACAAUAACAGUGUAUAUGUUAUACGGUGGACAAUGGCUCGACAUUUGUGUUGGUUUUUUGUGAUUAUUGGGCACCUUGCCCUCGAAUUAUGCGCCCAGAAUCCUGUGGAGGAUAAAGUCACGUUCGAGGCAGCCUUUCAAGGUAGAUGCGGGCAUGGAUCGCCGUGCGAACAGCUUUGCUACGAGCUUCACGACGGGAUGUACGAGUGCGAUUGCAGAGACGGAUACAUCCUUCACAAAAACGGAUACAGCUGCGCAGAGCUGAACUCGACGUCACCCUCGAUGGGUGACCUGGGCGAGUUCAUCGAGGACGCGGAGAGUGACGAGCUGAGUCCUGACCCUGAGGACGAGGACGCGGUCGAGGACAUCCUGUACAUGAGGGGAGCGUCCUUCGUGAUCCACCUGGACCCAGGACCCGAGGUCGGCUCCUCGUCUCCCCCGAUUUCCCCGAACGAUUCGAGCCCAGAUGCCAGGGAAGAUACCAACGAGAUUCCAAAUCACAUUAUCGACCCUUCGCCAACAUCCCAGGGUCAGACGCUGGAACAAAAAUCGACGCCGACCACCGAGGCGGUGGUUAGCACAGACCCCGCCUGCACCCUGGAAUGCGGCCCGGGUGGAAAUUGCUACGUGGAGCCGCGCCGCGCCGAUGACGGAAGCCAGGUCAGUCAGGCGGGACUCGAGGCUACCGCAGCUGCAACCACGAGACUGACGGAGGCAUCCUUUGCUCAGAGAUGCCAAUGUCCGCUUGGGAGAGGCGGUGAUCGAUGUCAGGACGAAUCGGAGGUGAGGUCUCCUCGUUUCACCGGAUCCGGUUGGCUCGCAUUUCCGGCGCUGAGAGCGGCGUACAAACACGUUCAGCUGGAACUCGAGUUUCGCCCGGAAGCCUGGGACGGGGUUCUCCUGUUGGCCGGGGAGCGGGACGAUCUCCAGGGUGACUUUAUGGCCCUGAUACUCCAUCACGGCUUCGUGGAGUUUAGAUUCGACUGUGGGAGUGGCGUCGGAAUCGCUCGGACGUCGGAGACAGUGAAACUGAACGAGUGGAACACCCUGGCAGUUUACAGGCAUCGAUGGGAUGCCUGGAUUCAGCUUAACGGGGGAAGGCGAGUGCAGGGGAGAUCGAAGGGAUUAUUCUCCAGGAUCACCUUCAGGGAGCCCCUGUUUGUCGGCGGACCCGGAAACACAACAGGACUCGAAAGACUUCCGGUUACCGUCGGGUUCAGGGGAUGCGUACGACACUUGGAAGCCAACGAGCAUCAUUAUCGGUUUCCUCUCGCCCCUCUCGGGGAUGCCGCCAACGGAUUCGACGUCGAGGAAUGCACGGCCGACAGAUGCAGCAAGGUGCCCUGCUCCCACGGAGGGAAAUGUCUGACGACCGGAGGCGACACUGCCGUGUGUCUCUGCCCUCUCGGGUACACCGGUGACCUUUGCGAGACCAGAGUCGACCUCCAGGUGCCCUCGUUUAACGGAUCGUCCUAUCUGAGGUACCCGGGACUUGGCGAUUCUUCCCUAUCAUGGCUCGAGCUUGGCGUAACUCUGAAGCCGACCGCACCCGACGGAGUCAUCCUCUACAACGGGCAUCACAGCGACGCUACCGGGGAUUUCGUCGCGCUCUACUUGGCCGCGGGACACCUUCAGUUCACCUUUGACCUUGGAACGGGCCCCGCGACCCUCAGGAGUGAGAAUCCCGUUCGUCUCGGCGAGUGGCUCGAGGUCCGUGUAUCCAGGACAGGACGCCUCGCCUCCCUCGAGGUCGACGACGAACCACCGCGAGAGAUCAUGGCGCCGGGAGCCUUCACCCAGCUCUCUUUGCCUCUCAGUUUGUAUCUCGGAGGCGCUCCAGCGACCGACGUCUACUCACCGAAGUUGAAAACAACCGCAAGCUUCGUCGGGUGCAUCCAGUCCGUUACCCUCAAUCGGAGGGAGGUCGGCAUCUUGGCCGAGGCUCUGGGUGGCGUGAAUGUCGGUAAUUGCGGGCACGCGUGCGAAGCUCGGCCCUGCGGCGACGCCGAGUGUCGUCCUCUGCGCGAAAGGUUCACCUGUCGCUGUCGGCCAGGAAUGCCUCAUCCUUGCCCCGAGCUCGACGUCUACGAGGCAUCCCCGGGGACCCCGAUUCCUGGACCCGAUCCUGGGAUCAGGGCCACGAAACCCAGUCACUACGAACGCGCCGUUCCCAGUUUUUCUGGUGCCAACAGCUACCUUCACUUCAGUGAUGCUGACACGAUGAAGAGAAUAAUCAGCUUCAGGGUCGACAUCAACAUGAGAUUCAGGGUGAGUAGCAGCAGCGGACUUCUUCUUUGGAGCGGACGGCAGCUCGACCCUCAGGAGACGAUGGAUGCCAACGGCGAUUUCCUUGCCCUGGGACUAGAUCAGGGCUACCUAACACUCGCCUACAAUCUCGGUUCCGGCGAAGCCUCGCUAAGAUACAAUCUGACGAGACUCGACGACGAUCUUUGGCAUCGGGUCAGAGCCGUCAGGAACGAACAGUGGGCUUCACUUGUCGUCGACAGCGGGACCGGGGUUUCCGUUUCCUCGCCGGGGCAGCUCAGGCAACUGAACACGGACACGGGCCUCUAUGUCGGAGGCGCUCCGGACGUUGUGAGGACGACGGGUGGCCGAUACACCAGAGGAAUCGUUGGUUGCGUGAGCGACUUGGUCCUGGACACGGAUUUCUCGGUCGCCUUAUCGUCUCCAGGUCAGGCGACGAACACGCAUUCCUGCAUUCCCUGAGGUCGCCGGAAGUUCCUCUAGGCCCCAAAAUCCUCUGUAGGAAUGAAUAAAGAAAACUAGGAUAAUAUAAUAUACGCAAUAUACAUAUAAUGUGAAAAAGAUCGACAAAGUUCAAGUGGGUUUUGACCAGACGGAAAUGCAUUAUGAUUAUUCACAACAACGCGGUUCAUCGAUAUCUUAUACGAUUAACGCGCAAAAAGAUGAUGAUAAAAUAAAAAAAAUAAAAAAUUAACAGAAUAAAGAACAAUCAAAGCGGGAAACCAGCUGCUCGGUCACUUUGGAGUUUGGAUAUAUAUUGAGUCGAGACCAAAGAGAGGGAGACAAAGUAUAAUAAUUAUCGCGGGAUGAACGGUUCGAUGUUUCGUAUGAAUUAAGGAUUCAAAUUUCUACACAUAAUUCACGCUGUCACGCAAUUUUUGCUUUCUCUUCUCAACUAUGCAAUACAGCGCAAUAUACAGACUAAAUUUCACCGUCUGUCGUCUGCUAAAAUUUAAUGCGCACGCGCUACAAUCCGAAAGUGGAUGUUUGCCAGGGUAGCCAACCGUCUCUAGCCUCAAAAAGUCUAACAAUUGCAAAUCGAGUCCAACUGUCGCCGACAACUGUAAAAAUUUUUGGCGUUAGAGGCGGUUGGUCACCCUGUCAAACAACCGAUCUCGCAUUGAAGCGCAUGCGCAUUAAAUUUCAGCAGACGACGAAUCAUGCAGCCGUUAGAAACUCACUUUGUACAACCACGUAUCGUAUGAAACUUGGACUUUUCAUCCGUAAACGUGGUAUGUUCGCAAUUAAUAAGUACGUUCGUUUUCAAACCGAGCCACCGAUCGAGUCCACCGAUGUUAUAACUAUAUAAAUUAUACUUGUAGCGCUACUGUUAACUAUAAUAUAUGAUUGAAGAAGCGGAUUUAGUCAGCUUGUUGUAAAUAUUAUAGAGAUUCAAUUGAAACUUUUGACCUAUAGGCAAAACCUUUUACACGCAUCGCAACUUGCAGCUGUGUAAACCGCAGGCAUUGUACCUACUAACCUAUUAUAGCUACACUUAUCGAGGUGAGCGGAAUUCGAUUCGUCCUUUUUGUAUCUUGCUUCCAUCUCCGUUUCCUCAGAGGUGAAUUACACACACAUAUACAAAUCAAGUGUAACUUGAAACUGUAUAAAUUAAUAUCCGCAAGUUGCUGCGGUAUAAGACGAUCAGCCUGGCCUAAAAAAAAUGACGGUUGGUUGAGUAAAACGAAAUGAUUGAGUAAUUAUACACGCCUCCUUGACGUCAAUUUUUUACACCCUUGUUAUACACUUCAUCCGACCGGAAACACACAAUGCCGGGAGUUUUCGUAUUUUCUCAUUUACUCUUUUCAAUUUGACAGUUUUUAUCAAGUUCACAUCUCCCAGCGCAGCAGCAGCUAUAUUCUCACUAUUAUAGGAUGGCCCCAAGUGAGUUUGUUUUUACAAAUACGAUGACUAGAAUUGUUUUGGCUAUGCAGGUAAUUUUCAUUAACUAAUAAAUAUAAAAUUUAAUCUAAUUAGGAUAUACACUUAAAUAUCUAUCACAAUGAUCGAUGUUAACACUGUUCUAGAGCUUGCGCGAAAAGAUGAAGCGAAUCAUAACUCGUCGCGAUUGAACGAUACUUUCAGAAAAGUAGAAAAAGCUAGUCCCGAUUUUCGAAAGUAUGGAAUCGAAAAAUUACUUUUAAGUUUUUUCUUUUUCUUUUACGGGGUGAAUAGGCCAUCCUGUGCGUAUAGAUAAUAUUCAUGUACAUGUAUAAUAUAUGUCUGUACCAUAAUUGUCACAGCUAAAGCACGUCCGCGCACAUUGUAAUUAUAUUUAUUAUAUGAAAAGUCGCUGCAGUUUAUUAUCUGUAUAAUAAACAAUACCUGUUAAAAUACGCUGCAUUAUCACAACGUUCAUAUUAUGACGUGUAAUCACGCGGAUUUCGCCAAAGGGAAAAUGAAAAAAAUAGGCAAAAAACAAAAACAUGAAAAAGACGUUAAAAAAGAAGAAAAAUAAAGAAAUAAAAUCAAUCUGCACUACACGCCACUACUUUUAUAUGUCCGUAGAAUUUUUUCACGUGUUUUUAGAAAACGAAAGAAAUAAAAAUUUCAAACGAUUAAUAAUAAUCACCUGAACAGAGUCACAUACACACACACACCUAACAGUAGAUACAUAGGUAUUGUAUUACACAUUUAUAUGUAUGAAUAUUCGCCUUCGGUGUGUAAACUUUGACGAGCUGCAAGAAGAGGAAAAGAAAUAACUAAAAUUAUUGAUGAAAAGUUAACCGGUCGGAAAAAUCCCAGGUCAAUACGUAUAUAUAUAUAUAUAUGCAUAUAUAUAUAUGCACAUGCAUAUACACGCCAUAUCUGAGUGAAUGAGAAUUUCGAGUAGAAUUAGAGAGAGAGAGAGAGAGAGAGAGAGAGAGAGAGAGAAAGACAGCGAGAAAAAGUGUGAGAACGAGAGCGAAAUGAAUGAAUAAAAAAUUACGUAUUAAGGAUUGUGUCUAUUAUAAUUAAUCGAUCAUCAUACACGGCGAGUAUAUGAGAUACUUGACACAUGACAUGGUAAGGGAGAAAAUAUAUGGAAUGGUUUGACGAGUUGAUUCGAUUAUAAGAAAAAUUACCCAACGACAAGAUAUAGGGUACUGAUAACUAACUGAGAAUCAAGUUUGAAAAAAGAGAGCAACAAAAAAAUAAUUUAAAAGGUAAAUAGAAAACGAAAAGAUAAAGAAGAUAUUGAAUUAAGGAGUAACGAACUGUGAAAAAGGUAAAACGACAAAAAAAAAAUUCUUAAAUGAAUAAAUAAAUACACACACAUUCAUACACAUAACAUACUUAUGUACAUGAAAAAAAAAAAAAAAUAAAUAAAAAAAAAAAAAAUAAAGAAAACGAACACAAACACACAUCGUAGAAGCAAUCGGCUGUAGUCAAUUUUGUACAAGCGUUAUUUUCUGGAAACUAUAUAUUAUAUAUAAUGAACAUAAUAUAAUAUACAAAAAAAAAGUAAAUAAAUGGUAAUUGCGUAGGGAAUAAUAAAUAAAUAAUAUAUAUAUAUAUAUACAUAUAUAUAUAUAAUAACGUAAAAUAAAGAAUUAUGAUUGAAUAUGAAGUUGUUAGUGGUGUAAUGCUAUAAGUAUACAUACACACAUGCCAUACAAUAUCUGUAAUGCAUAUUCAACAUUUAGGAAAUGAUGAAUUAUUACAUGCAUAAUUUCUUUCAAAAUUUGCACGGAUUCGUUUUUUUAUUUUUUGAUUUUAUUUUCAAACACAUUUUCCAAUUAUACCGUCACGUAUUUUUCUAAUUGAAUUCAAUGCGAUUAUACGUUAUAUAUCAGAAUGGGAAACUAUUAGUCUCAUUUCGAUAUCCGCCACGAUUGCUUAUUGAAUUUGAUCAGCAGUCUGAUUAUUUCGUAAUGAAACACAAGAAGGCUGCGGACCAAUAAUAUUUUCUUUGCUGAUAUCGAAUAAUGUAUAGGUAUAACCUGCUACAAGUGGAUGAAAAUUCGAUCGAAUGAAAAUUCAGCUAUUUCACCGAUACGUUGAUGAAAAGGAAAGCUAAAAAAUCAAACAGCAAUCGAAGAAAACAAACCAACGGUUUAAAUAUGAUUUUUCCCUAAAAUGAGCUUGCAAAUCGAUUCACAGAUUGAAAAACUUCAUUUUGAACCAGGUAUGAUGAAAAUGACAUAGAUUGGAUUGUUCUUUUGUGUUAUAAAUACGAUGUUCAAAAUUCAUUCGCGCACUUUCGGCAACUGCGUACCUUGUUUUCAAAAAAUUAUACAGCUGCUGUGUAAACCGACGUCAAAAACAGUAGAAUUCUAUACUGAUAAAAUACCCCCGUGGUAUAAUAAAAAGGAAAGCUAAGAACGUAGAAAAAAGAUGGAACGCAUAAAUUCUAAGUUCCGAGACUAAUUUUUACAAAUUGUUUCGAUUUAUGAAUUUUCGUUUUCCCGAUUACCACACGCAAACACACACAAAUAUAGGUACAGUAAACGUAACAGAUGCGUACAACUUAAAAUUUUCGAUAAGGGAAUGAUGUCGGAGAGGUUUGAACAAAUUGCAAUAUCUUCUCUAUUAAGUUACGUACGGUAACCGUAUAUCAUUAAAAUGCACGUAUAAAAGAUUUUUGUCGUUGUUGCGUAUGUACGAGGGCAGAAGAAUAUUAUGUACGUCAAGUUGAUACCCUAUCCACUGUAAAGUAAUACGUGUACCUACCCACAUGAAUUAUUAUCUUAAAUAAUAAUAUACGAUACUAGAAAUACGAGACCGGGUGUUGAAAAUGAAAAAAGAAAUGUAAGAAAAGAGCGAACAAAGGCAAAAAUAUUGAUCGAAAGCAAAAUACAAAAGAUUAUCCUUGUACAUGGACCCGUUCCUUUUUCUAUCAAUUACAUUCCUUACGCCAUCUUGGAUUAAAUUAAAUUAAAUUAAAUUAAAUUAAAUUAAAUUAAAUUAAAUUAAAUUUAGUUAUAAGAGUAGAGAUAUUGUCAUCCGUCAUAAUCACGCAUUGUACGUUUUUUAUAUAAGGGAUAGGUGGGCAAAAUGUGCCCCCUGUACGAUCAAGUGGGAUUUCAAAAAACGUCGAUAACGCUUGAAAUGUAUUUUUAGGCCAAAGACAAAAAAAUUGCGUUGUCGAAAUUGGUCUAACAUUAUUCCUUCGUUAAGGUGCCCAUUACGCCCGCCUGCCUCUCCCCUGUGCGAUUUAGUUUGAAUCUAUUUUUCGUCUACAAGUUCCGCCAUGUGUAUUCGUACACACGAUUGCACAGCUUCUCAAACUACACUAUAAUAUUAUUGCAUCGAGUUUGUGAAUAAAUGUCAAAGUGAGAUAGAAGGAAGAUCGUCAAGUCUCGAAAAUCUAUAAUUAUCUCAGCGUGAAAUUAUGCUUAUUACUUUGACGUUGGUAAAGUUCUAUAAAAAUCUGUGUUGUAUUUUGUGCGUACGUUUCGUCUUGCACGUCAAAACAAACAUUUCGUUUUCGCAUUUUAUUAUUUGUCAUAUCGAUUACAACACAAUGUACAUGUACUCGUAUAGAUAUAGUUACUAGCUUGAGUUAUGCAAUAUCUUACGUUUCAGAAAGCUCAAUACCACUUCGUUCCGUAAAAUCCGAGGUAGAAAGAAAGAGAAAGCGAAAUAGAGCGAGCUGAAUUGUUGUGUAUUCAUGCUUGCUCGCAGGAAGGUUUUGGAUAAUAACUCGAUGAUCGUUCGCAAUAAAUUAUUUGCCGACACUUAUCUUUAGUUGAUUCAUUAUUAUACAUGUAUACAAUAGCUGUUAUUGUUGAAGACCGCAAUGAGAAGCAUGUAACAAGGCUGACAAUGUGAAUGCACGCGUAACAAUAUAAUAUAAUAUAAUAUAAUAUAAUAUAAUAUAAUACGGAAAUCUAUGGAUAAGACCAGACAAUUAUCCUUGAAUAUCAAUCACUUUACACGAAUUACGGAAGCGUAAUACACUGUAUACAUAUAAUAUAUUGAAAAUAUAUCAUACAUAUUAUUAUUAUUAUUAUUAUUAUUAUUAUUAUACGCAUACAUACAUUAAUGCACGUAUAUAUGCAUAUAAUAACGAAUAGAUUAUUACCGAAUAUUAUAUAUUAAUAUACAAUGUUAUAUUAACUAUUUCUAUUAUGUCCGUCUGCAAAGUCUAUUAGAAGAGUCUAUCCUGUACAACAGUAUAACAUGAUCGUGUGAUUCGCAGCAUUCUCAUACCAGAAUCGUUAUACUCCGCGUCCCAUUCGACUUGAUGCAUCCCGGAUAGCAAAAAAACAAAAAAAGUAAAAAAAAAAAAAAAGAGAAAGAAUAUUCAUCAAUAUAUCGUUUUCAAGUAUCUUGCACGUGAUGUACGCUAUGAAUACGGGGUUAUUUAUUGAUUCGUUAAUUAGACUCGAGAAGCGAAAUUCACUCAAAGGUAAAAGAUUUUAAAAUUUUUGGGGUACUUCGAGAUUUUUGAUGUACAGAAUCAUACAAAAUAUCUUUCAUCUUUCCUUUUAUCUACUGAACAACUUUCCCACCGUACUAACGUCCACCUAAGCCUCGUGUAAUUGUAAUGAAAGAUGUUGAUAUAAUUAUAUUAUGGUACAGAAAAUUGAUAUAUAACUCGUAAUUAUUUAUCAAACAAAACAAAGAACAACAGAAAAUUACAUACGUGUAUGUUUUAUCGUACACUCAGCGAUGUUAUUGUCAGCAUUAUCACAGUCAGCGUCAUCGUCAUCAUCACCGUCAUAUUCACCUCAAUCAUUAUCAUUAGUAAAAUGAUCAUCAUUAUAUAUUAUCAUUAUCAAUAUAAGGCACGCGACCGAAUCGUGAACUGUAUGAUUUUGCGCACGUUGUAUAAUGCAUCGUAAAUAUAAUAAAGAAAACAUUUUGUAAA
Molecule: messenger RNA, 9927 nt
Organism: Neodiprion virginianus
Lineage: Eukaryota; Metazoa; Arthropoda; Insecta; Hymenoptera; Diprionidae
Product: pikachurin
Exons: 15
Coding region: 900-3593 (897 amino acids)
Molecular function (GO): calcium ion binding
Source: RefSeq, a predicted model, not a curated record